UCUCUCCUUUCUCUCUCUCUGCACGAACUAUCUCUGUCUCUCUCGCCAUCUCUGUAGCUUUCUGUGUGUUGCUCGCUCACUUUAUCUCUCUGUGCUGGGGCGCGGUGGCCGCACGGAGAGUUUCAUUUUUUGGUCUGUGAUUUGAUGUUUGUUACCGAAGUGGUUCUCCAAUGAGUUUUCCAUGAGGAGAAGAUCUGGCCUUGGGCUUUUCGUCUAUGGUUGUUGCAUUUGGAUUGUUUGCACAGUUUAAACCUUAUUGAGUGAUAGUUGGUGGAAAGUUUUAUUCAUUUACCUGUGUAUAUGAGUGAGCAUGGGAUCUGCUUGUUGUGUUGCUGCCAGAGACAAAGCUAUACCAAACAGAUUGAGCAGUGAAACUGUGCAUAGAAAUGUUCGAUACUCACCAUCAUGGAGUUUUCGAUGGGAUAACCGUGGACGAGUAGCAGGCGAAGUUGAAACUUCUGUGAGUUGGCUUUCUGAUGGAGUUAGCAGGAGUUAUGGUUCAGAUAUUAAAUCUGGGACUCAUGAGGAUUCUACAUAUGCAUCGGAAGUGGAGACUCUAUCAGGAAGUUUGCAAACACCUACAUGGCAGAAGUCUCCAGUUUCUGAACGAGCUGCUGAGAAAUUGAGUUGUCCUACUUCAGAUCAGUCUAUCUCAAGGAACAUCUCCUUGGAGGUUAAAGAAUCUACAGAAUGUCCAGCUGCUUCAGAUUUGCCUCCCAUAAAACAAUCUAAUUCUGUACCUUCUAGCUCAUCUUUGUCAUCAUCCAUGUUGUCGUCCCAAACUUACCUACUUCCUGCUGGUUCAACCCCAUCAAAGUGGCCCCAUCGCUCUCCAGGACAUCAACUGUCACGGCAUGUGUCUGAUAAUCGAAUCCGAGGAUUAAAAUCACCAAGCAGCUACACAGUUUCCGAAGAAAGACCGUCCUUUGUACCCCCCACAUGGAGCAAUGAAUCAACUAGGGGCUCACAUGGUGGGUCUUCAGAUGGUUGGUCCAUGCACGCCUUUUCAGAGCUCAUGGUCACUUCUCAAAAAGAAAGGUGGUCUUUCGAUAGUGAGUCCUUGGGUGACAAGAUAACCAGAUCAAGUAGCCGAAUUUCAACGUCUCCAUCUCUGGAUCUGCAGACAUGUGGGGUCUGCUCAAAACUCUUAACUGAGAAAUCUUCUUGGAGUAGCCAGAAAAUUUUUGCCAACAAUGAGCUAUCUGUGGUUGCAGUUCUCAUUUGUGGGCAUGUUUACCAUGCUGAAUGCUUAGAGAAUAUGACUCCUGAAAUCAACAAGUAUGACCCAGCUUGCCCCGUUUGUACUUUAGGUGAGAAACAGACCCUAAAGUUGUCUGAGAAAGCAUUGAAAACAGAAAUGGAUUUUAAGGCUAAAGCCAGCAAAAGGUCAAGGAAUCGGGUUGUGGACAGCAAUUUUGAUGGUGAUUCUGUUGUGUUUGAUAAUCGAAAAAGUAAUGGACUUGAACGGAAAGGUCCCAAGAUGGGCUCUAGUUCUAGCAUGAAGAGUUCCUUGGGGAAACCUUUCUUGAGGCGUCACUUCUCCUUUGGGUCAAAGGGAACUAGAUCAUUUUCAGAAAAUCAGUCUACAAGAAAAAAAGGAUUUUUCUGGACAAGAUCCAGCAAGGAAUGAUCUCCUUCCAUUUGGCUCUUAAGACUCUUAAAGAGGUAAGCACCCAUCUCUGUUCCAUGACGCUUGCAGUUAAAUUUCUCUGGAAAUUUUAUUUUUUUCCUUGGCUUGGCACUAGUAGUAAAUUGUGUAUAUUUCCGCUUUAAUGCACCUCAGCACUAGAUUUUUUAAUUUUAUAAACCAUAAUUUUAAAUUCUUGGGACUGUUUCGAGACUGAGUGUCUACCUUUAUUUGGAUUCUAGGGUUUAUUUCUCCAAUUUCAGUCCAACACAGUGGUGGAGGAAACAAGGCCUUGCUUAUGAGGGUACUGUUUACGGACAAGUGUCCUCUUUGAAAUGUCAUCUAGGAAUGGUUUAGCUUGUGAAGUUACACUGUAAAGAAAGGGGAAAAAGAAACACAUUGGAAGAAAUAAUUCAACACAGAGAAAAGAAAAGAAUAAAGAAAAGAAUUUAGUAGAAUGAAAAUGCCUCAUGAGGCUAUUCUUGUUUUUCACUUUUCUAGAACUAUAUUUGUCGCUUGCAUGGAUGCGUAGAUGGAUUGAUUCAAAAGAAAUUUUAUUGGCUGAAGAACCCUGCGAUGCCGAAGGGGGCAGUGUCAUCCUAAUAGGCCUAAGCAGCAGCUUUCUCACUGACUGCACUACAGUGGUUAAAUUGAAUGAUCUUUUUAGUCAGUUGCAGGUAGGAGCACAACUUACCUGUAUUUAUAGGAAUUUGCAUGCUUCCAUGUGGAUUGGUAGCCAAUGCUAUUUUAUAAAUUUUCUGAAAGGCUUGAUAAAUGGUUCUUGAUUGGUAUGCAUAUUUUUAUGGAAUUAUUGAUUACACUGUAUUAUUGGUACAUGGCUUUUGAUAAUGCAACAUGUGGGACAUGAAACUCUUGCUGUAAAUUUACAGUUGUGCAAACAUUUUAAGUUGAUUUUUUAGUGCCAAUGUAUUUCAUGAUGAAAA
Messenger RNA from Malania oleifera, 2571 nucleotides. RefSeq lists its product as uncharacterized. The transcript has 5 exons. Lineage: Eukaryota; Viridiplantae; Streptophyta; Magnoliopsida; Santalales; Ximeniaceae. The record is from RefSeq and is a predicted model, not a curated record. Bases 311 to 1630 code for a protein of 439 amino acids.